AUGAUCGAAAUAAACGACACAUGCGCCGAAGAUCCUCCACAAGCUGAUGCCUUUCGAAUGAUCCUCAUAGUAAUAAUUGGUACAGUAGUAUGCUCACUCGGAAUUGUGCUCAACACCUUUCUGCUCCUUUCACUUCGCCGGCUAGACGUCUUCCGAUCAAAUAUCCUUUACCUUUUUCUUCUGGCAUGCCUUGACAUUCUCGUAGAACUUUGCUUUAUGUUAAUAUUCCCGGCAUCCCUAGUCUGGGACUAUUUCCGAGUGGAGCUUCUCUACACAUGUUGGCACUUCUACAUCAAAUACGUGUCAACUGUUGGGCAAGUUCUAAUCGCUGCAUCGACACUUCUCAUCGUGGCUGCAUCUUUUGAACGCUACAUUUGCUCCUUGAAAUCUUCGAUUCAAUUUUCCCCGCAGAGACGAUUUCUGUUCAUUUCCAUUGUUGGAGCAUGCGCCCUUUUUAUGAAAGGAUCAGUAUUUUUUGAGUUGGAAUUGCAGUCACUUCCACAUUGUCCACCAUUUCAGAAUUUGCGGUUGGAUCUGUCAGAGAUUACUAGAAGCGAAAGCUACAAAACGAUAUGGAUGUUCUGGUGUCGAUCAAUAUUCAACGUUUUUCUUCCAUUUUCACUUCUUCUGAUUCUCAACUCCCUGACAAUAACCAACCUGAACAAGCUCCAUUCAAACGGAUUUCAGUCGGUUUUGGUUGAGAAUCGGUGUCAAAGUAUUGCAACAACUUCUGAGCUUCUUCCUGACAACCUGUCCUUCCAACCACUUCUCGGGACCUCACUCACCUCGUCAACUAUCAACAGUUUUUCUUCGUUUAAUGAUCAAAUGCCUAGCCUGCUCCGUCGCAAUUCAGAGGCAUGUGCAGCCCGUCGUCGGAAGCGCGACGCGACACGCACGUUGGCAGCACUCAUCACAAUCUACCUGUUGACAAACACAUUAAACCUACUGAUAACAAUUAUGGAGUUUAUCAAUCCAGAUGUGUUGGGCAGUUUAGGUGAAGGAUGGACGUACAAAUACCUGGCCGACUUGUCUUCUGUGCUCACUAUCUCAUCAACUGCCUUCCGACUACCUGUCUAUUUCCAUUGUAAUGGAGACAUUCGCGCACAGAUACGACACUUUGCAAAGGCUUGUUUUAUUGAGCAGAAUGAGAAAAAGAAAUUGAAAAAACUCACAAUGCACCAUCCAAUUGUGUCCUCCUCCACGGAAUCUGUCCUAUGAACAAAUUGACCAAUAGAUACUCUCAAUCAAAAGAAAAACGUGUAUUUACUGUUUAUUUUGUGUAUAUUUGAACUUUUGUGUAACACAUACAUAUGUAUAAAUAUUUUGGUGUU
Messenger RNA from Caenorhabditis elegans, 1331 nucleotides. It is a transcript of the gene F56A11.4, whose product is annotated as G-protein coupled receptors family 1 profile domain-containing protein. Gene Ontology annotation, cellular component: membrane. Bases 1 to 1218 code for a protein of 405 amino acids. Gene Ontology annotation, biological process: signal transduction; G protein-coupled receptor signaling pathway. The record is from RefSeq and is marked reviewed. Lineage: Eukaryota; Metazoa; Nematoda; Chromadorea; Rhabditida; Rhabditidae. Gene Ontology annotation, molecular function: G protein-coupled receptor activity. The transcript is spliced from 7 exons.